Messenger RNA from Knipowitschia caucasica, 804 nucleotides. NCBI's taxonomy places the organism in Eukaryota, Metazoa, Chordata, Actinopteri, Gobiiformes, Gobiidae. The record is from the annotation of a GenBank genome assembly.
AUGGUCCUCGUCAAGGAGUACCGUGUCGUGUUACCCUGUAGUGUUGAGGAGUAUCAAGUGGGUCAGCUCUUCUCAGUGGCUGAAGCAAGUAAAAAUGAAACUGGAGGAGGCGAAGGUAUUGAAGUCCUGACUAAUGAACCGUAUGUGGAAAAUGGCGUAAAAGGGCAAUACACACACAAAAUAUAUCGUAUAAAAAGUAAAGUCCCUGGAUUUGUGGCGAUGCUUGCUCCUGAAGGGGCUUUUGUUUUUCAUGAAAAAGCCUGGAAUGCAUACCCCUACUGCAAAACCGUCGUUACGAAUGAUUAUAUGGGAAAUAACUUCUACUUAGAAAUCAAAACAUGGCACAAACCAGACCUUGGAGAGCAAGAGAACGUGCACAAGCUGGACAAAGAGACGCUAGCGUCCAGAGUGGUUGUACCCAUCGACAUCGCAGAUUCAUCACAGGUGUCUGCAGCUGAUUAUAAAUCUGAUGAGGACCCAACUAUAUUUAAGUCGGUGAAGACUGGUAGAGGACCCCUUGGACCCAACUGGAAGAGAGACUCAAGUUGCCCCAAAAUGUGUGCCUACAAGCUGGUGACGGUGAAGUUUAAGUGGUGGGGACUUCAGAAUAGAGUGGAAAACUUCGUCCAUGAGCAAGAGAAGAGAAUUUUUAAUAACUUUCACCGCCAGCUCUUUUGCUGGAUUGACAAGUGGGUCGAGCUGAGUAUGGAUGACAUCAGACGGAUGGAGGCGGAGACUCAAAAGGAGCUGGAAGAGCUUCGUAAAAAGGGUGCUCUACGAGGAACCACUGCUGCAGAUGAAUGA